Molecule: messenger RNA, 501 nt
Organism: Trifolium pratense (red clover)
Lineage: Eukaryota; Viridiplantae; Streptophyta; Magnoliopsida; Fabales; Fabaceae
Exons: 2
Coding region: 1-501 (166 amino acids)
Molecular function (GO): RNA-DNA hybrid ribonuclease activity; nucleic acid binding
Source: RefSeq, a predicted model, not a curated record
AUGACAAAUGGCAAUAGUUGUCCCCAGCGCCAACAAGGACUUGAAUCCAUUAUGCAUGUAUUAAGAGACUUCGAAGAUAUAAUGAAAUUUUGGUCCUCAAUUAUCAAACCUGAUAAUUGGGAAAAAUUCUUUAGCAUGGAUCUCAUGUCUUGGCUUGAAUGGUACCUUGAUAAUGGAGAUAUUGAAAAUACACUUGGAGUUGGAUGGGAGCUCCCUCCUAUAGAUACUCUUAAGUUUAAUGUAGAUGUAGCGCAAAGCAAAAGGAAUGACUUCUCAGCGUGUGGCAAAUUGCUUAGAGACUCUAAUGGUGGUCUUAUUCAAGGUUUUUAUUGCAACAUUGGCCGCAAUAAUGCUCAGGGUGCUGAGAUGUGGAGUUUAGUUCAUGGUAUGCGUAUUGCUCGUCAUCUUAACCGUGUCAUUUUUAAAACAGACUCUACCUUUGUUGCAGAUGUUGUUCUCAAUCGUAUUUUACCACCACAUCUUAUCUCGAACCUCUCCUAG